GGGGAAAGCGAGGGACCAAAUGACCGUGAGGAAGGGCGGCAGCCGCCACCGCCGAGAGAGCAGCCAGCCGCGGCGCAGCCCCAGCCCCGGCAGGAGACCCGACGCCCGCGGGGCCCGGCCCCCCCCCGGCCGGCGGGGCGGCGAUGGCGGCGGGCGGCGGGCGGCGGGCGGGCCGCCGGGCUUAGGGCGCGGGCGGCGGCGGGGCUGAGGCGGGGCCCCCCCCCGCCCGCGGGCGCCGCAUGGCGCGGGCCUGAUGCCGGAGAGCGGCCCGGCGCGGCGGCGGCGCUGCGGGAGGAGGAUGGCGGGGCUGGCGUGGAAGUGGCCGCGCACCCGCCUGCCCGUGGGGGCCAGCGCCCUGGGCGUCUUCGUCCUCUGCUGGCUCUACGUCUUCCCCGUCUACCGGCUGCCCGACGAGAAGGAGAUCGUGCAGGGGGUGCUGCUGCAGCAGGGCAAGGCGUGGAGGAGGAACCAGACUGCGGUCGCCCUGUUCAGGAAACUGCUGGAAGAAUGCUGUGACCCCGGGCAGCUCUUUGCGAUGACAAAGCUGAACUCCCCAAUGGGAAAGAACCUCUGGUUUGAUGGGGAAUUUUUAUAUUCUGUCACUAUUGACAAUGCAACUUACUCUCUCUUCCCACAGGCUACUCCCUUCCAGCUGCCACUGAAGAAAUGCUCCGUGGUGGGAAACGGUGGGAUCCUGAAAAGGAGCGGCUGCGGCAAACAAAUAGAUCAAGCAGAUUUUGUCAUGCGGUGCAACCUUCCUCCUCUGUCCAGUGAAUACAGCAAGGACGUUGGAUUGAAAACCCAGCUGGUGACUGCCAAUCCCAGUAUCAUUCAGAAAAGGUUUCAGAAUUUGCUGUGGUCUCGAAAAGCAUUUGUGGACAGUGUGAAGGUGUAUAACCACAGCUACAUCUACAUGCCAGCCUUCUCCAUGAAGACUGGGACAGGACCCUCCCUACGUGUCUAUUACACCUUGGAGGACUUCAGUGCCAAGCAAACAGUCCUUUUUGCCAACCCCAAUUUCCUGCGUGACAUUGGCAAAUUCUGGAAAACCAAAGGUAUCCAUGCCAAACGGCUUUCCACAGGACUUUUCCUAGUCAGUGCCGCCCUUGGUCUGUGUGAAGAAGUAACGAUUUAUGGCUUCUGGCCGUUCUCAGUGGACCUGCACGGGAAGUUUAUUAGCCAUCAUUACUAUGACAAUGUGUUGCCCGAUUCUGGAUUCCACGCCAUGCCAGAGGAAUUUCUACAGCUCUGGUUUCUUCAUAAAAGUGGUGUACUGAGAAUGCAGCUAGAACCAUGUGAGGACCCUUUAAUCCAGUCUUCUGCCUGAGGAUCGUAGUAGUUGGUUUGGGAAAUCCAACAGUUUUUAAUUUCCAUGCUCUCCAACAGAGAGUUCUGUUUUUCUGUUGAUUCUUUUUAAAGGGAAAAUAAUCGUGGAUCUGCAUGGACCAUAAAAAUGCUACUUGAAGGCCAAAUGGAAUACGUCCUUAAUGUAUAGUGCUUUGUGGAACUGGGGUUGGGGGAAGCAAAUCUCUACAUCAAGUCCAUUCAGCAGAUUUGUGAAAAUAAUAUCAGAAGCAGCACAGCUGAACUUUCCAGGGAACGUUUUUAAAUGACCGAUGUAAAAAGGGCAUUAAGGCUCAGAGAGACACAGGGCCACCCACAAGCUUUUGCUGACAGUGCCAAAUAUGACUGUCUGUUCAAAAAUCCAUUUCAUUCCAGUUUGGCAGAGCUUUCCUUUUCCUUUUUUUUUUUUUUUCCCCCCCUCUGUUUGAGGGGGGAUUUGUGUGUAGGCAAGCAUGUGUGUGUUGUUGACUUUCUUUGUUUCUUUCCUUUUUCUUUCCCCACCCCCACUCCCCCUUUUUUUUUCUUUUCCUUUUUUCCCAAUGGAAGGAAAAGGAAAGGCUUAAAAGCCCCAGGAGCUGAGUACCAUCAGCUCUUCUGAAGACUCUUGGGAGAGUGAAGGGUGCUAAGAAUCUGGUUAGAAGAAUGUCCUAGGAAUGCCCUCCUAUUGAGUAUGGAUGGACUUACCUGUUGUAGGUUCUAUCAGGAUAGUUUAGGUCAUUGCACUGAUAGCUAUGCUAAUGCUGUACUGUGGGCAAGAGCUGGUUAAGGCAAAUUGGUCUGAAAAUAAAACGUGUGUUACAAAACCAGUAGGGAAGGGCAGCCUGGUUUCAGCUGACCUGCUGCAAAAUUUCCACAGGGCUUUUGUAGUAGGGAUGGUUCCUGACCUGUUUUGCUGUCCAGCCUUAGGGAUCAAUUCUGUAUUCAUUUGGACUCCAGAUGUUCAUUGACUGUCAAGGGGAUUUGAGGUGUUCAGUGGAAUGCAGAAUGAGGUUCUUCAUUUGCUUAUAGCAGAUAAACUGCAGAAAUGAAUGUAAGUGCCGUUUUAAAUGAGUUGAAGCUUAAAAAAUCCUUUCUCUUUGUGUGACUAGCUCUUCUGCUUGGAUUGUAACGUUAGCCUUAAAGACUUGUACUUUUCUCACAAGAUUGUCACUGGUUAAAGAUAGUCUGAAAAAUAAAACAGCCUUUGGGAGCACUGAAAAGCUGCUUAGCCAGCAAGAAAAAAAAAAAAAGAAAAAAAGAAAGCGGCAGGCCCUUACGUAAGGCAGCCUCUCUCCUCACAGUGGGCGAAUUAUGUCAGUGUGUGCGUUGCACGCACGCUGCUCCGGCCGGCGCAGCGCCUGAAGGACUGUUUUAUUUUGGGUUAUUACUUGGGCAGCAGAUGGUCCUAUCACCAUGUAAAUGAGAAAUCUUUUUGUUUGUUUGCUUUGGUUUAGCAUUGUAGGACAAGAAGAGAAUACCAGCUCAGUGCACAGUGCAAUUUCAGCUGUAAGAUGUUUUCGCCAUUAACUUUAAAAACAUAUAUCAGUGUUCUCUUUUGUAUCCUUCCAUCAUUAGUAGCUGAAAUUCUAGUCAAAGUGUUGAAAAAACAAAACUGUCAUCAGUUUUCCACAACAACUUCCUGUGCUACCUGUUUUAGCUCCAAAGUGCUAGUAUUUUAGGGGAUGUGUCCUAUCGUAUGUUGACAUCUCUCUUUGUGGACUACCAGCUGCAAGUUAUAUAGAUAUAAUUAAAAAGGGGGAAAAAAAAAGCAAAAUCCAUGGCUUUUCUUUAAAUAUGAAUAAUUCAACUAUUUGUGGAGGACAUUGGCAAAAAAAGUUUGGCUUUUAAACCUAUGUUUCAUAAUAAAAUCUUCUACCUAAAUAUGGAUAUUCCAAGCAUAAAGUGGGCACUGUUCCACAGGAUUACAGGACAGUGCUGAACUGUAACAUGGAGAUUUGGAUUAAAUAACAUUCUAGAGAUUGUUCUGAAAAAACCUGAAUGUGCUUCUAUAACCCAUUGUACCUCUGUCCAUGUUUUUGUUAAAAGUACAGUCAACACACUGAUGGAACGUCACUUGAUAAUUCGUUCCCUUUCAUUAUAUUUGUUUUAUCUAUGAUGUGGGUACUCAAUGAGGAAGGAUCUGAACGUAAAAUAUUUUCUUUACUGCUUGUUAUGGCAGAAUUCUACUGAACUGCCUUUCUUGGAGAAGAAGAGAUGCCUGUACCAUUUUUAUUGUACACAUCAAGCUUUGCACAUUUAGUGCUUUAAAGAUAAUACUAUCUGUGAGAACAGUAGCUGAAAUAUGAUGUGCUAGAAUUGGCACUUCAGCAAUUCCUUGGGGGUGGGAGGGAAUGAGGAGAGCAGGGGGGAAUUGCCUCUUUGCUGGUCAUUUUUUUUUGUAUUUUUACCAAUACUUGGGAAUUUAGUUCUGAACCUCUCUGACAGCUCUCCAGCCCUUUGGUAAUCCUUUUUUCCAUGUCUUGGGAAAAUAAAUGGAUUAGAAGAACAAGAGAAAACCAUGUAUUUUUGUGGGAAAACUUUUUGCAAUGUUUCACAAUGUCUGGCUUUUUGAUGUUCAACCAGUGUUCUGGGUAUCUGAAGAUGAUGUAUUUGAUGUGUUCCUCACCUCUGUAAGCCUAAGGCAGACCAAACUUGUAGCCUGUGGUCUUUGUGAGUCCCUUCUGAUGUCUGCAGUCCUGAUGUUUGCAAGGAGAUAGCUUCCAAAAAAUAAUGGUGGUAGAAGAGACACAGGCUGUGUGUGAUGUGUGCUUGAAGUUGGAGAAAUUGGUAAAUCUGGGUCUAUUCACAUUUAUGUACAGUGAAUAUAACUUCAUCUUACAAAGACAACCACAUUUGAUAGGGAAGUAAAGGCUUCAAGGAUAAGUAAUUUUCUAUAACUUCCAGAAAACUGGCAGCUGAGGAAAGAAGAGAAAUUAAAAGUAAUGCCCCUUUUAAGAGCAAAAUCUCUUUCAACUGGCUGACUUGUCAGUCCAUGCAGACACUGACCAGCAAUCAGCCUUUUUUCCAGCAAGUAAAAAGAGACAGAGGCAAGUACUGCAAGUGUUUAAUGGAAAGAGCAGUCACACACACACAAUAAUAAGAAAAGCAGCUGGGAACGUGAGAGUGGCAGCUGCCUGACAGAAAUGGAGUAAAUAUGCUCCGUCCAUGCUGCUGCUCAGCAUAAGGUUUGCCUUGUCUAAAUCUAGCAGGGGUGUCUGUCCAUGUAUAGGAUCAUUGAUGUGAAAUAUGGCAUUGCAAGCAAGGGAAUGAAGUUGUAUCCUCCUUUGGGUGAGAGGUCACACCACGGGAUAGGACCAUACUCCUGCUAAAAGGAAGGCACAGGCAAAUCCAGGAGGCUAACUGUAAACGUUAACCGUGAGAAAUCAGUGUCUUGCAGCGAUGGCAAACUUUGUUCAGCGUGGUUAUAUCCAUCCAGCAUUUACCUGUUGAUUAAUUCCAGUCCAUUGAUGGCAGUGCCCUUAAUCAGAUCUCAUUGCUUCCGUUCUUAUAUUAAAGUUAAUUGAAAUCUUAAUGAUGCUUAUUUUGUUAGUGAGAUUCCCUACUCUAGCUUCACUAUUUCUACUGCCAGACCCUGAAUUUCUCUGUUAGAGUAGCUAAAGCUGCACAAGUCUUUGCCAGGUUGAAAGCUACUGCAAUUCAUCUUCAAUAAAACUAGUUCAGACUGGUUGAAUGAUUUGUUAAUGUUCCUAGGUAUUAAUUUUAUCAUAGAGGUGACAAGGUACAGAAGUGCUGGAAUCAGUGGUCUGCACAGGAAGUAUUGCCCCAUAUUUGUAAUGAGAAUAAAUUCCUUUACACGAGCUGUGCAUGGAAGAUAUUCAGUACUAAAAUCACUCUAAAUGUGAUCCUUUUGGGACUAUAUUUUUGAGUAAAUCAAGACCAAUUUUUGAACUUGUGCCAAAACUAUGUAAAAUUUCUCUUUCCUGUUGAUUAUGAAGCUUUUGGAGCUCCUUCUAAAACAGACAAGCUAAACAGAAGCCAGGAAACAAAAAUCAUAGGGAAGGUGUGCAUGUGCUCAUGAGAAUAAAAGCAUUUAUGAUUUUGGCACAGACCUUGCUGUAAUGCUGUAAGGACUCUUAUUCAUGAAUGUUGUUUUUUUAUAUUUUUGCUGAAAUGAAGAUUCCAGAUUAGGGGAGAACGAGCCACAGAUGUCAAAGGUCCAAGCCUCUGUUACAGCUUAACUUUUGUAGAAUAUAGAAAUACUGACCGUUUUUCAACUUUCACAUUUUUGUUAGCUUCAUCAAAAUGGUGUCAUAACAUACACUGCUGAAUUUGCACCUCUGUGGGACCUGAAACUAAGCAAAGCAUCUGAUUUUUUUUAAAUUGAACAUCUGAACUAUGGUAGUUAUGUAAAACCCUUCCUCUAUACAUCUUCAUGGAAACUGGUUUAGUGUCUGGCUCACCCUUGCCUGUAAUUAACAAGAACAGAAGUGUGAAAACUUUCAGCUAGAACUGAGGAUAAUGAAGGAGGUAAAUGCUAUCUCAUAAUUUGCUGCCUGCUUUGGUUCUUUUAUUCAGCUCAAUAGAUUAGUAAUUGUUGGAAGGAGUCCAGGUUAUGUGAAGGACAGGCAGUUCUUGAAGAGUUGGGUGAUCUGGAAAAAAAGGAAGAUCGAAUCAGUGGUGUAACAAAUUGGAGUGUAGCAAUUCUUUGUAAAGAUUCCCAGUUCAAAGUAAGUGCAGGACAUUUUAAUCUGGUAGUGACUGUGAAAAAUGAACUACCUGUGACCUACUGAUGGUUAUCUGCAGGAUGGCAGCAAAGCAAAAUUUUAUGUGGAGGAGAAACUGAUUAAACAAAGGGAAGUACAAUGGAACAAAGAAUGAUGAUGAAUCUGUCUGUCCCUUCUGUCCUGCCACUCCCCCCAAAACACAUAUAUAAAAUGGACUAACUAGCUAUUAUCCUGAGUCACUGUCUCCAUCAUGAAAUGGUAUGGUGGGAUUUCCAUUAGUUGACACGUCCUAGUAAAUAACAUUCAUCAGACUUUGUCCAGAAAUGCCUAUUCCCUGGCUCAAUGCCUGGGGAGUGCUCCGGGGGCUGUGACUGUCUUGGUGUGCUAUGACCUCCCUAAUGGGACCUGCUCCUAAUGUCAUGUGGUUCCGUCAUAUCUCCGUCUGGGAUCCCUCUAGGAUCAUCUUCUAUCUGUGCCCCACAAAGUCAUCCCAAAGGAUCUCUCUGCUCUGUCCUUCCUGAUGACCGUCUUCAUUGGGUUAGAAGUGUGAUUUAGAAAAUCAGCCAUAUUGUAGCUAAUAUACUUUGUGAUUUUGAACCUCUUUUCUUCUGAAAUGUUGAUAAAACUAACAAGAGUUAACUGCAAAUCAAAAAUACGACUUCAGUUAGGUGUUGGUAAUUCCAUCACUGAGGAAGAGAGAGGAUGGAAUGAGGCUGCAUUUUCCAAAGCAAUUCUUGUAAAAUAACUUCUGGUUCUUUGAAUUCCCAGAUUUUGUCACUUGGAAUCUAUCAGAUAUUUGACUUUUUGGUAGUUUUUGAACAGAACAAUUAGUAAAAGGCUUAUUGGCCUUUUUGUUAAAUAUUAGCAAACUCAUUUUCCUAAGUGUAACACAAAUACCCAACAGGAGACUUAACCUAUCCUCCCUAGCUGGUAUUUCUUUGGCAGCAAUGGGAACUGAAACAGCUAUUUAUUCCUCCCUGAUUAUUCAUUUUCUUCAGGUUUUAUUACGGUAGGUUGAGCCCUAGUGUAUUCAGCCUCUUCAGCUUAAUGUGUAUACUUAAAAAUGACUCUCACUCUGUCUCUUCAGCUGUUAAAAAAAAAAAAAAAGGGGCAGGGGGAAAGUGUUGUUAAUUGAAAAUGGUUGCAUAGGUUCUCUACAAUCAGGAGAGACAGACACCUCUGGAUGGUGAUCCAUAGUUUUCCUGAACUUGGGCUGCAUUCAGAGGUCUCCACAGGGCUGUGAAAACACUCCAGCAGAGUCUGUAAGGCUGAGCUCUGCAGGACAGAGCAGAAACUUAAGCUUUUUCCUUAGUGGUACAGUUUAUUCGUUAGCAUGCGGCUGUGGUUUUUUCAGGCACGCACCGAUGCUGCCCUAACUGGUGCUCAGGCAUGUAUGGGGCAGGGGAUGCAGCUCAGUGAUGUGCUCCUGGGUUGCAGACCAGCUCCUAGGUGAUUACCCAUAGUGGAGUUAUCCCUCUCCUGCUUCACAGUCAAAAGUGCUGGGCUUACUGCAAAUGAUGGCAGCUCAUCUCUUUGGAGACCAGCCUGCUUCUUGUCCUGAAACACUUUCGAUCCCUGGCAAGUCUCAGAAGGGCCCAUUAAAACUGCAUCUUAAAAUAAUGCACAUGUACGUCUUGCUGCUAUUGAGUUGGUCAGCUUUCUGUUGAGCUGAGUAUUUACCCUCUCGGGGUCUCUCUAAAGCAAGUGAACUUUUAGCGCUCAGACCACCUGGAAUUUAUUGUGUUACUUGUCUUCUCCUUCCAAGUUAAACUCUUUUUUUUCUUUCAGAGUGGAUUUAGUUAUUGUGAGUGAAUCCGAAGUGAGUGUAAGAAAGCAAUGCCACAAGUAAUUGUUGGCUGGGUUUAUGAACGAGCUAGUGUUCAAUAAAACACUUAAGUACCUUUUGAAUAGUUUCUGUUGAUUUCUAAUGGUAUAUUCAAUGAAUUGUUUUGCUCAGAUGGGGCCCAUAGCAAAGAUGAGUUACAUGAUUUUCUGUUUAUUGGAAGGGGGCAAUUACAGAUGCAUAAUAUAUUUUAAGCUAAAUUAUUACCAAGAAGCUAGGGAAUCUACAUAUUCUGCAAGAAGCUUUGUUAUUAUGUGAUUACCUUGGUAGUAAAGGAAACAUUUUCACUGAAAAUAUAUGCACAGAGAAAAAGAGAUUUUGAUUACAACAGCGUAAUCUGAGCACUGAGACCCAGAUUUGAGUCCCUGCUUGGUUGUCUUUGACCAGGAUCUCAGUGUGCUGUGAAGUGCUAUAAUCACAACAUCUUUUUCUUCUCUGCAUGUAUUAAUUUUUGUAGAAAAUGCUUGAACACUUUUUUUAUAAUCCUUACGUGCACUGAAAAUAAACACUUCUUUUUCCAAGACCACAAGUUUUCUUUUCGGAUACCCGUAGCUUCUAGCAUGCAAAGCAAAACUGACAGAAGAUGUCCAGUUUUCAGGAGAAUGCUGUUUUGGAGUAAUCUGGCAGGGCUCCUACAAACACGUGAGUUGAUUGCUGCCUCUUGAGCUGUAGAGUUUCAGCAGAUGAUACAGGCUGUGCUGCACUGAAAAUAAAAAAGGUAUUUUAGCUGCAGCUCUGCCUGCUUGAUGUCUCCCAUAUACUGAGUGUUAUUCUUAGUUCUGCGAGGGCUCUUCAAGCAUGGACUUUGAUCCUGAAGGUCAUAAUGUUGACUAAUUUUAAAGGACUGGACUUUGAAUGUAGUGAAAACUGAAAUGAGCAUUGAAACGACUGGAAAUAAGUCCUUUAGUGUAUCAUUUUGUCACCCUGCAUGGUUUAGCCUGUUCCAAAACAUAUCUGAAAGCCAUACUGAAUAUGAGACUUGUAUAUAUGAGGAGGUCACCGGAAGGUGAAUGCCUGAUGCUGCAUAGGGCAAGGACUUUAAAAAAAAACACUGUGUUUUUUAUUUAUAUCAAUAAUGAAAUCCCCAUUGAGCCAAUAUUGGAUUAGGUCAGCAUUCAGUGCUCUUGAAACUCCUACCUCAUAAGCAUUUCAAAGAAUUGUUCUACGCACAGACAGAAACAGUGGCUUUUUCUUUUGUUCAUGCUCUUCGCCUUGCAUUGAAAAUGGAAUGAAAUAUCAAUCAGAACUCUUAUUUACCCUUUUUAGAAGUCUCUGUAGGUUACCUAAAUAAUAUAUAGGCACACAAUUAUAUAAAUAUAAACAAAAUAUUUGAUAGCCUGAAAUUUAUAGUCAAACAUUGAUUGGUAUCUUGAAGAAUUACUUUGCAAUUAUUUGGUGGGGGAAAAAAAAAAAGGCACAAAUUUUACAUGUGAAAAAAGAUCCCGUUUUUUCACCUCCUGAAAUACAUCAAUAACUGAACAAGCCCUAUGUGAGAGAUAUGUGAGGGUUUUGCCUGUAUUUCAAGUUACUCUGCACUUUUACCUUUGUAUUCAAGUCCAUAGUUCUGCAAAGCUUCCAAUUUUAGACUAUUCCGUGUGGUGUCCUUAGAUAAAAAAUUAAGUAUUAUCCUCCAAAUGUAGUCAAAAAAGAAAGAAAACCAAACUCAGGACAGAGGUUUAGAUCUUCUGAGGUUUCUUACUGUACAUAUGCUACCAUUUAGUAGUUGUGUCUAAAGAACUAGACAAAGAUCAGAAAGGAGAUAAAUCUGCAGAAUGGCACAGUCUUGUAAAGAUAAAGGGAUGCAGCAUGUGUUUGCAUGCUUGGCUGAAUUGGGACCUGAAGUUAUUAGCAGAUGUUAGGUCUCUAUUCUUCCACUCUUUCGGUUCUUGUCAUACUGGGGUGAAACGUGCUGUGUUGUUUAUAAUUUCUGCACUCCAGUGAACUUUCCUCUGGUCUCUAAACCGAAAACCGUAACAGAGACGCCACUUCAGGUUUAUUAAUACUGAGUGCAAGCAAGCUUGGUUGCAGUAUUUCACAUCUUCCUACUACUAAUUACUGUAUUAACUCAGAAUUAAAAUGAAGGCUACCUUAUUUCCAGUAUGUCUUACCCCAGAAUGUUGGAAAUCUUUCAUCCUGCAGUGAUUUCUCUGUCAGGUGAAUGGAGUUUAUAUUUAGCUUAGAUGUUUUGAGAGUUGGUUAAGUCAUGCUUGGGAAGUAAAGUGAAAAAACCCAGAAAUUUUACAAAAUACAAAGGUUUAUAUGUUUUGAACAGUGAAAACAAGAAAACGAACAAACAUUUAUCUGACUGAAUUUAUGCUGUUAAAAUCCAGCCUCAUUGUUAGUAAGUACAAUAAGGACUUCAGAUAAUGCAUAGAUUGCAGGAAAGUGAAAAGCCAUGAAUUUUAAUGGGAAAAGAAGGUUUUCUUCUGUCUGCCUGCCCUUAAAUUUAUAAGCCAAAUUCUCUGCUGUCUUUUACUGUUCUGAUUCCCAUCAAAUUAGUAGAAUUGCCUAGAUUUUUAACCAGCUGUCUGCUCUCAAUCCUGAGGGAAUUCAUCCUAUGAAAAUUGUAGAUUAAGGUAUUUUCAAGCAAAGACAGAUUAUUCUACCUAGUUAAAGGUUCCUAUUCUGUAAGCUACUGAUCUUUUUCCAUAAGUAUAGAUCACGAGUAGUUUGUGCUGUUCAUUGGUUGUUUUUGUAAGGCAGAUAACUGCAUUUCAAACAUCUGCUGUAGUAAGGCGUCAGUCUGAAAUCAAAUCAUAAUCUAAGUCAUGUCCUUGUUUCAGCAAGUUGCAUAGAAGUGAUCUGUCAAGUACAUUGUGUCAGCCAAUUGAAAAUGAAAAAAGGAUUUUUCUACAGUGUGAAGCCUCACCACUGACUGACUGUAUCUAGGAGUUAGAUAACCUCAAGUAAUUUACUGUCCAUGAUGGAUCUGAUGCCUGCUAAUAUUUCCACUCAUUGUCAAAUAAUUUUGUUAGAAUUUAUUGAUGUAAUGAUAUGAUCUUCCCCCCCCUGCUAUUUGACUGCAAUUUUUCUUUUCUGAUAGUUUUUGCAGGGAAGAAAUCUUUCUUUAUUCUCUUUUUUUUUUUUUCAAUGACACUAUAUAUCUAAGGUUCAGUUCUAGUCUCAGGUGCUGGCUGUCUUAAAAAUGUUGGUCUUAUGGUUCUUUGCUGUUUUGUGCACAGUUUCAUAACACUGCUUAUGAUGAUCAACAAUGAAGUCUUGACAAAUUAACGUCCUCUUAACAAUUAAAAGUUUUGAGAACUGAAAAUUCUUCUGGCUUUCAUAAAACCCAGCCUGGCUGUGUCUUUGGGUUUUAACCUAAAUAGCAUGCAGUCAAGUUUUGGAUCUUUGCAGUAUCUUAGUGCACUCAUAGUCAAUCAGUCAAUAAAAUAUAAAUUAAUUUCGCAUGGCCUGUAACUACCAUGGUGAUAAAAAUAUUUUUUAUUUUCAUUUUAUGUCUCAUGGAAGUUACAAGCUCAGACAAGAAUAGAAACAACUUGAAUCAGUAUCUGUCACUGUCUUCUUGUUUUUGGUACAUGUAUUCUUUCCAUUGACCUCAUUAUUUUUCAUUUUUUCUUUUGUUUGCAUCUUGGUGGAUAUCUCUCAGGUCUUUUUCCAAUGCAUAAGUUAUUGCUACAUGCAACAUGCAGAAAUUGCAUUUAGUAAAGUUUCUGUUCCUCUGGAGAAUUUACUGGUAGUCUGCAUUUUAAAUGAAGGGGGGUUUGUCCUCUUCUUGAGGGAGAACUGUUUGGGUGAGAAAGCAAGGCAUGAAAAACCACUGCCUGGGUUUGGACUGGCUUGCGCUGAGUACCUGUGCUGGGGGCGGAGGGCAACCCCUGGCUCCUGAACCUCUUGGGGCUUUGGGAGAUUCUCAGGGGUGCUGCCAGGAUGAAGCACGCAGUGUGGUCCCAGCCCUUGCUUGGUGGGGGCUGAGCAGGAGCCACUGCCAUCUGCUGCGUCCUCCCUCCCCAGGAGGUGGCAUGGGGCCCCUGGUGCUCUGACAUGGCCAGCCUUGCUGACCCUGCUGGGAAGGAUAGUUUUGAAUCUGAGAAGUAGUCUCUUAGCUGGAAACUCAUGGAGCCAUGGUUAUGUCAUCCUCUGCCCUGCCUUUCCCCCUCCUGAGCAGCUAGCUCAUCACUAGAGCUGGGUGCUGGAAGCUCCCCUUGGCCGAGUGGCUCCACGCUGCAGCCUCCCAGCACCACAGCAGAGCUGAGACAUCUGCUGAGGGAUGAGCCAGCAAGUGUCUGGGCCCCCGUGGAAGCAGAAGAAACUUCAAGUGCAACAGCUAUAGCAGUCCAAUAGCAACAAGGCUCUUUUUCUUUUGUUGUGGAAGGGAAGACAGUACAAAGCAUUUUCAUGCCAUGCUUUAGCCACUUACAGGUCAAGAUCAAGCAGUCUCAAUGUGCAAACAGUUUGCUGUAAAUUCUGAUUUUUCACUCUGAGCAUAUGGCAGAAAUGUCUCCUAUUUUUAUUUAGAAACUUAGAUAUUUUUUAAAGGUGUAUUUAAGAACAAUUAUGAGUAUCUUAAGUUGGCAACUGAAAUCUUGUAGAGUCAUUUUCAUCUCCAGCUCUGGCAGUUCAAGGGGACACAGCAAUCCUGCCUUCCUGGUGGAAGUCCUUUAAGGAUUCUAAACCUUUCUGUUUCUUAUGCAUAUCAGACACCUUGCUUUAACCUGUGUCAGUGCUGGUUCCAUCUGGCUAUUUCUGAAAGCUCAAGAGAAAAGCAAACAAAGAAAGAUAUGAAGGAAAUUAAAGGUGUGUUGCUGUGAUAUUUUUGUGGAGUGGUACGUUGUUUUGACAAUGAACUGUGAAACAGCAUGCAGAUGACGAUGAAUGUAAAAGAGUGCAUGUGUUUUUAUUUGAAUAUCAUGUCCAUGUAUGUACAGAGUAUGAGCUCUGUAGUGUAAAAAUACUGAAAAGAGACGUGAAAUGGAAAGAAAGUGUUUCUGGCAGUUUUUGCAGUGACCCACAUCCUCUUGUCUAUCUCCCUUUUCACGACCAGACUCAGAUUCUGGUAACAUAAGCUUUACCAUUAAGAUGGUGAUAAACAAACUGCUCUCUUCCUGAAGUUAAAUAUGCUUCCUUCCAGCAUGGUAAGGGGAAAUCUAUUUGCAUUUCCAGCAGAUCAGACUUCCCAGGCAUGGGCUUAUAGGCCUGCACUGGCUGGGAGAUCAGUCGGGCUUACUGGUGGUGUCAUACCAUGUUUCCUGCCCAUGGAAUUCAAUAGUCUGUUCCUGUGCCAGGAAAUAAGCAACUGUGGUUUGGUGUGGUGCUGCUUGCUUAUGGCUGGAAGCUGAAGUGCAAGCUAAAAUGCCAGGAGGUCCCUUCCAUUUCUUGUAGGCACAGACAUGCACACAACUCAAGGAAGGAGUUUUGAGCUUGACUAGAACAGAAAUGGACCAAGCAAAGUUUUUUCAAAAUUAAUAAUUUUGCAUUUACCUGACUGAGGUAUUCAUGAGAAAUCAGUGAUGUCAGGAAGGAGUGACACUUUUUCCCUUAUCCCCAAGUUGCAGCAAUCCUGAAAUACCUGCCCAGCCACAGGGGACCAGGGAACCCACAGCUGGCUCAUCACUGGGGUAAUACCAACUGCCUGGUGUUUUGCUUUUGGAACAAAACAGGUGAUUUGAGGGCAAGUAGCCCAGUAAGUAUUCCUUGAAGGAUCACGAUUGGCUUCUGCUUGUCUCCACCUGUAGCUGCAAGGUCCCUGCUCUCUCACUUUCCCUGUCGUACCAUCUGCACAUAUCAGACCUCCUACUUUGACCCGACCCUGCAAGGCUGGCUAUGAGAGAGGGCAAGACUUGCUCUUGGUGGAGUGCUCAAGCAAGUGAUGCUUGCAUCAGUGGUAAAACAUACCAUACCGUAAAUGUAUGUUUGGAAGGAGCUCAGUGUUUGGUUAAAACAAGCUGACUUGGGAUCCGUCUGUAGUUUAUAGUAAUGCUGGUGUACAAUUGUCCAGGCAGGAUAGAUGCAAGGUGUCUCCUAUCUCUUUAGGGACUGGGCAUAACUGCCUUUUUUGCUCUUUCACACAAUAUUUACAAAGGAGCAAUGUGAUGUGGGAUGUCAGUGUUAGCUGGUGAAUUUUGCCCUCGCGUAAUUCUAGUACUUUUAUUUGCGUUCCUUCUUAUCUUGCCCAGUUUAUUGAAAAAUGUGAUGGUAAUGUGGUAGUUCAAUGUCUUGAGAUGGUUUUAAAGUAGAUAAGCAAACCAUUAUGCCUCUGAGGUUGCAUAAUUCCAUGGAUUUGUCUUACCUCCAGUGACUGGCAUGUAAUAUUUAUUGUAUCAUUUAUGAUGUAUGUAAGCUUUACAGGCUGGAUGUUGUGUCAAAAUGAUGUGAGCACUUGGGUAAACAUCUCCUUGAAUCACCAUCAUUUUGGCACGCUCAGGGGCGAAGGUGCUUUUGUGGACUGUGUUAAACAUCACAAAGUGUGUUGUUGUUUAGAGUCUUGUGAUUAGGGCUUCGAUCUAAAUCUCUCCAAUGUAGCAAAUGUUUGCUGUUGGCUAACACUGUUACAAGGACUAAGGGUUUGUCUUUCUUUGCUGGGCAAUAAUGUAUUUUCUAAUAUGUCAGUAGAAUUUGUUCAUUUUCAAGUAGUGUGCAGCGCUCCUUUUAAGAAUGUCUCUUUUUCAGAUGGUUUCAUGGUGACUGUACCCCAAAAUGUCUAGAUGUUUCUCAAUAGCAAAAAUUGCUUUGUUAUUGAAUGUAUUAUUUAUUAACAGUAUCUUGUUGUCUUUUUCUAGUUGCAUUUUACAAAAUAUGCCACAAGCAUCUCAUGUGAUUUUUAUAAGGAAAGUCUUAUUUAUAAUAUUCAUGCAAGUGGACAGAAACAAAUCUGAAUUUUAUAGUAGUCCAUGCCUUUUUUCAUAGCUGCAGAGUCUUAAUGAGCAUGAUCAGAAGGGACAGGCUCAUUGUUUUGAUUAAUUUUGAUGGAAUUUUUCAAAGGUAACUAUUAUGUUAUUUAUAAUUUGGAUUUAAUUAUCUUAACAAAUAAAUAUCUCCAUUUUAAGAAAUGAAAAUAGUAUCUGUGGGGCUUCUUUUUCUUCUCUUUUCCCCAUUCUCUAACAGUAUCUCCAAACAAUCAAAGUCAUCUCCUCUUCCUCUUUAUGUUGUCCUGUAUGGUCUAUUGUCAUGUCAAGAUUUACAUCCAUUGUCCUCAUCUGGUAUUUCUGGUUAUUCUGCUUACUCAUUUCCUUUUCUUUGUAGUUUAGUCAGUGAGACAAAUUUAUUUACAGUGUUAGUCUGAGAAUUAACCUGGGGCUGAACCUGUACAUUUUUGCCCUCCCAGAACAACCCAGAAACACAAGUUUGGGUGCAUAUAGGAAUCCCAAGGAGACACCAGCAUUUUGUCAGAGGUUCCCAUGCUGCACUUGAAUCAGCGUAACUGAAUCCUGCUUGCUUGGAAUGGAUGUUCCAGCGCUCAGUCUAAUACCCACAUUAGAGGCCUUGAGUACAUUUUCUAAAACAAAUGAUGAUUCUAGUGUCUGAAGAUCUGAUUGACCUAGCUUAUACGUCUUCAGAUUUUUAAGUCAGAUUUUCCAAGCGCAGAUUUUUUGUGUACAAGCCUCUUCAAGAUAGCUGGAGUUUGACACUGAGUUCUUUUUGAGAUUAAGAAAAGGUCCUCUCUCCCUUAAGCUUCCCCAUGCCACUUCCCUUUAAAAACAAUGGAAGAUAUAGGAUUAAAUGGACCUGGCCAUUCCAGGGACAGGAGGAGUAGGGUUCCCUGGCCUGGUAGAUACAAAACAGCAAGCAUCUCUUUCUGUCUUCAUUGGAAGACUUAUCCAUAGCAAAUAUAGUUCUUUGCCAAGGGAAGAGGGGAAGACUGAAGCUCCCUUUCCUUUAGCCACGAUUGUUGUUUUUCAGAAAACUGCUUAUUGAAGAUGAGUGAGAGAUCACUUAACUUCCAGUUUAUUCAUGUGUGGGCAGAUAUGAAUUGCUGAAGCCAGAUGAGGACAAAGUCCUAGUGAUUAUGUUUAUACUAUAAAUCCUCAGGUGAUGCUUUAACUUUCCUUGGCUCUCUAACACUUUUAUUUCCUUUCGCUAAAUGCAUUUUCCUACCCAGUAAGUAGAUGAGAGUUCCUUGUUCUUCUCAUUUAAUGUUUCUUAAUUUUCAGAAUAUACCAUUUCCAUCUAGGUCACUCACUAGAUUUCUUCCUGUUGCAAUGAGGAACAAAUGUCAAUGGAGGCUCACAAAAUGAGAACUCCCUGCCUCCAAGGACUUCUGCCAAGUGAGUGGUCCAUGGGUGGAAGCUUCUGCACAGGGUCUGUCUGUUGUGGUCUUGCUUGUAUAGUGCACAUUGGCAAUGCUGCCUUGGAUAGUGGGAAACCUAGGUCAAAUCUCUGAGUCCUUGAAGCUAAACUUCACUUUUAGCUUAUUAACUGCUACUUGAAAGCUAUGUCUUGCAGAUACUCUUAGAUUUUUUUCCCACUGGAAAGGAAUCGUACCUUGGCUAUAUCACUGACUCCCAGUUUGGGUGGGGUUUUUUUAGCCCUAUGCCUCUUCUUCCUAGUCCUUUAACCUUGAUAAGCUUUUAUUGAUUCCUUGUAUGAAAAUGUUCUGUGGAAAGGCAAAAUGUCAGCAGUAUCAGUGCCUCAGACUCCCUCCAUCUGGCUUUGACAGGAGAUGCUUGGCUGUCAUAGGGAAGGUUGUUGCUGGGGAAGAGAAACCUACCCAAUGCAGGAAAUUCUCUUGGUAUCUCACUUGAAAUCCUCCUCUACCCAGAUUUCCAGUCCUCUGCUACAUACACAGCUUGGACAGCUUGGUGAGGGUGUUACUUAAGCACCUUGGCUUCUGCGUAUCUGUUUCCUUUACGCGCUUUCCCAGUUCUUAUCUUCAUGGCAUUUUAGCAGAAGUGUUACACAUCUUCUAUUGCUUGAUCUGGAUGUCUGGCAGAAGAUACACUCCUAAAUGAUAAAACAGCUAUCAGUGAGAACUGCAGUGUAAGUAUUGUGGCAUUAAUGAGUAUAGUUUUAAGAGAGAUGUUCCUGUCUGGUGCAAUUGUGCCUAAAUGUUCAGAUUUAUGAAGUUGUUGCAUCAGGCUUUUGCACAGGGAUCUACCAGUUGGCUGUGGCAUAUUUGCUUAAGCCUGUUCAGCAACAAAGACAUUUUAGCCUCCAUCAGGUUGCAGGUGAUGUACAGCAUGUACUGUCUUCCUAAUGUGACCACAAAAGUGGUUUAUGUGUAACAUGAGUAACAACUUCAAGUAGAGGUUUUCAGGAGAAGACACAUAGGACUUAGGAGAAAAGGUUUACUUGCGAUUUCUGCUACAGACUGCCUGCUUAACCCCCUCAAACUGAUUAACCACUUUAUGUCAAAUUGCUGCUGUCUGUCAAUGAGGACUAAUUCUUCCCAGUCUCAUAGGUGGUAAGGUAAAAUUUUUUAAUGCAUUUUUAAAAAUGCUAGCAGAGAGAAUUGGAGUCUUGAAAGAAAUGAGAUACCCUGCCUACAGGUCAUCCAGUUGAAUGCUAGUUACAGGUCACCAUGACAUUUUGCUUUGCCAUAACUGGUUAGAGAAUACUUUAAGUGUACCACAACCAUGAGAAGUUGCAUUAUCUCCAUCUUGAUUAAACUGAUACAUCAUAAAGCAUCUUCCUGUAUCACCUAUUCAGUGUGGUAAUUAACUUCCCAUCAGUAGUGCAGCAAUUUAUCUAUCUAUCAAGCCAAAGGCCUUGAAUCUUCUCUCCUCCAGACUAAGACUCCCUAGACUUUUAGUUGUUGUUUUUAAUGAAAGCCAUCCAGUAACUCAUUAUCCCUGUUGCUCUUCCCUGCAGUCUUCCUGGUCCUACUUCUUUCACGAGGUUUCUUCUCACUGUUUUCAGUGGUUGUCAAAUCAGACGUUACUCAUCUCCAGCUUUUAGCCUUUUCCCUGAUAACCUCAAGAUCUGCAAGUCUGGUGGGGUUAGCAACUGAAACUGAAAUUUAGAAUGAGAACAUUUUUGCCCUUGUGUUUUCUUUAACGUAAAUGUUCAGUUUAAUUUCUGUAUGCAUCCUGGAUUUUGAUGGCAAGGCUUAAGAUACCUAAAAUAGACUUUUGACUAAAGAGAGAUUUAAAAGGAAACCCUAUCCGUCUGGCUAUUUUUUAGAAAGAAUAUUAAGACACAAUUACUUUCUGUGAAAAGAUCUGCAUGGGCUUCUUUUCUAAAGAGGAAAAAGAAUGAGUUUUGUUACCCUGAAAGAUAUUGUGAGAUGGAAUGAAUCAUUGGCUCUGGUCCACUCUGCUACAGACUCCUUUCAUUUUGUAGGCAUUUAACAGGAAUAAGACUAUGAUGUGUUUUAGUCCCUCUUGACCCAAUUUGAUCCAGCUUUCAAAAAGACCACUGUAGUAUUUUCAGUAUCUUGAUCUGUCAGUUCAUCCACUUUGUAAUUUUUCAUUAAUAUGCACCCAUAAAUGAGCGAAAAACUAGGGUUUUCUUAAUCAGUGCCAGCAAUGUAGAUAACCUGCAAAAUGGUUAAAGAAUAGUCAAGCACAUGUAUAUACUGCCAAAGAAAAUUUCAGUACUGCAAAAAAGAUUCCAGAUAAUUUUCAGGCAAGAUAAAUGCAUAGAUUUCUUGGAACUUUGUAUUCACUAUUUAGAAUUAAAACUGUGAUACUUACAGAUGUACCUGUUGAAAUUAAUCUAUACCCAUGGUUGUUACACAAAAAUAUUUCAUAAGACAUAGAGUACUUUCUCAAAAAAGGGAACAUUCUUUUGCUGUGUUAUGCAGGCUUACUAGAAGAAAAACAUUAUAGAUGAUGAGGAAUAACUAUUCAGAAUCCCUGUUUUAGAAAUUAUCUGUCAUGAUACUAAAAAUAAAAUACAGCUGUGUAUGCCAAAUCAU
Molecule: messenger RNA, 18664 nt
Organism: Falco peregrinus (peregrine falcon)
Lineage: Eukaryota; Metazoa; Chordata; Aves; Falconiformes; Falconidae
Gene: ST8SIA1
Product: ST8 alpha-N-acetyl-neuraminide alpha-2,8-sialyltransferase 1
Exons: 5
Coding region: 254-1327 (357 amino acids)
Biological process (GO): N-glycan processing; oligosaccharide metabolic process
Molecular function (GO): alpha-N-acetylneuraminate alpha-2,8-sialyltransferase activity
Source: RefSeq, a predicted model, not a curated record